CCUCCUGUUGUUACUCCUGUCUCUUCUUUUGUAUUCUCUCCUCCCUCGCCGCCCGGCGCUUCUCUCCUCCUCCGGGCCGCAGGGGAGGAGGUAGGCGCGCUGCGCCCGGGGCCUGCGCGGCGCGGUGGGAGGCGUUUCUCCUACUUCUCCCGGGUAAUUUGGAGAGAUUGUAUGUGCGCGCGCGCGUGAGCUUAAGGCGAAAAGGGGUAGGAUCCUGCGCCAAGCAGAGAGGGUCAGGGUCUUUGACGUUCCUCACCAGCUGCACAAACCUCCCGGAACAAGUGUGAGUGUGGUUAAGAGUGCGCGCGCGCGCACGGGCUGGCUGCGCUUGGCAGGCUUGGUGGCCCGGGGCCCCAGGGCCCGGGGGCCCGCCUGGCGGCCCGGGAUUACCGUGACGUCACAUUGAGCCUCUGGCCACCUUGGACUGGGGCACCUCGGGAGCCGCACAGCCCCGCACCGCGCCUCACCUGGCCUCGCCGCCGCGCGCUUUUGGGAACCCGCAUCCUCUCCCUUCCCCUGCCCAUCCAUGGGCCCUUCUGUCUUCCGGACCACGCGGGCCGGAGGGGAGCCUUCUGGAGCGCAGGGCUCGGCAGCCAGGCUGCCUUCGGCUCUGCCUCCAGCCACGCCAAGCCGGCGGAGGACCCAGCACUGGGCACUGGCGACCGUGUAAGGAACCGAGGCCGCGGACGGCUGGAGGCGCAGAACCACGGGGCUGAGGCGGCAACCCGCAAGAGAAGAGGGCGGCGGGGUCACGGACAGUCACAAUGUCCUUCCCGCACUUUGGACACCCUUACGGCAGUGCUUCCCAGUUUCUGGUGUCUGCAAGUUCCAGCGCCACUUGCUGCGAAUCCGCCCCGCGCUCGGUCCCAGAUGUGGGCUCGGGCUCCACCCCGGCGGCCGCGCUCUGCUGCGCACCCUACGACAGUCGGCUGCUGGGCAGCGCGAGGCCCGAGCUGGGCGCGGCCUUGGGCAUCUAUGGAGCUCCCUACUCGGCCGCUGCAGCUGCCCAGAGCUACCCAGGCUACCUGCCCUACAGCCCCGAGCCGCCGGCGCUGUACGGGGCGCUGAAUCCACAGUACGAAUUUAAGGAGGCUGCCGGGAACUUUACAUCCAGCCUGGCACAACCAGGAGCCUAUUACCCCUAUGAGCCGACACUGGGGCAAUACCAGUAUGAUCGGUAUGGAGCAGUGGAGUUGAGUGGUGCUGGGCGCAGAAAGAACGCCACCCGGGAGACCACUAGCACACUCAAGGCCUGGCUCAACGAGCACCGCAAGAACCCCUACCCCACCAAGGGCGAAAAGAUCAUGCUGGCCAUCAUCACCAAGAUGACCCUCACCCAGGUGUCCACCUGGUUCGCCAAUGCGCGCCGGCGCCUCAAGAAGGAGAACAAGAUGACCUGGGCACCCAAGAACAAAGGCGGGGAAGAAAGGAAGGAGGAGGAUGGAGCAGAGGAGUUGCUGGGCUGCCUAAAUGGUGACACCAAAGACGUUACUGCUGGCCAGGAGGCCCGGGGGCUCCGGCUGAGUGACCUGGAAGACCUGGAGGAAGGAGAGGAAGAGGUGGCGGAUGAAGAGGAGGCAGUGGCCACAGCUACGGACAGACUGGCUGAGCUCCAUAAAGACACUCAGUCGCUGCCGGCGGCGCAAUGUGCCGCCGCUCGAGAGGGCCGGCCGGAGCGCAGGGAGUGCAGUCUGGCGGCACCCCGCUUCUCGUUCACUGAGCCCCCCAGAUCCGGAGAAACCGACUUCCUCCGGGCCGAGCCAGGAGGCCCCACGUUGACCAUGCACUACCCCUGCAGCGAGAAACCAUCGCGCAUUUGGUCUCUGGCGCACACAGCGGCCGCCAGCGUCGUCGUCGAAGGGGCACCUCCAAACCCGCCCCAGCCACGAAGUCCUGAGCACCAUCUGAUUCGCGGACUGCCUCCAGGCCCGGGCGCGCGACCCGCGGUCCCCAGAGACUCCGCGUGCCAAGAGUCUCCCCGAGUAGCCAAAGCCUUUGGAAACCCCACGUUUGCCCUACAGGGUCUGCCGCUGAACUGUGCGCCGUGCCCGCGGCGGAGGGAGCCGGCGAUGCGGUGCCAGUACCCAUCCGGAGCAGAAGCAGGUUAGCGCAAUGGCUGCGAUUAGCAGAAGCGUCCUGGAAAUAAGCCCUGCUUUUUGGAACUCACCUCCACACUAAGAAGCUAAGAGACCUCGCCAAGGUCUGGGGCUCUCACUUCGCCUAAGAGACAGAUACACAGAAAUAUUCCGAAUGGCCCUCCUGGCACGCAGAGGAGGGGAGUGGCUGGCAGAGGUCCCUCUUUUCAGAUCCCUGGAGGAGGUGGGAGGGCACCUUGGGGAAGGUCAAGUGGGAAGGCUGGGCGAGUGUGCCCAGGGCACCCAGCUCAGCACUCUAGUCUGCCUCUCCCCUCUGGAUUCAGGUCUCAAGUCACCCCCUCUCCUGUUCACUCACCCCAUCACCCUCACUUUGUAACUUCAAUGCUGACUUGGCUCCUAAGGACCACGCGUGUCUCCUCCCCUUUCUCACUCUUUGUGUCCUUAAAGAUAAUCCACCGAA
Molecule: messenger RNA, 2556 nt
Organism: Cervus elaphus (red deer)
Lineage: Eukaryota; Metazoa; Chordata; Mammalia; Artiodactyla; Cervidae
Gene: IRX6
Product: iroquois homeobox 6
Exons: 6
Coding region: 765-2108 (447 amino acids)
Biological process (GO): regulation of transcription by RNA polymerase II; cell development; neuron differentiation
Cellular component (GO): nucleus
Molecular function (GO): RNA polymerase II cis-regulatory region sequence-specific DNA binding; DNA-binding transcription factor activity, RNA polymerase II-specific
Source: RefSeq, a predicted model, not a curated record